AAUACUAUAAUAAUUCCAAUUUAUCCGUCUGAUUUAUGUUUUUCUUCUAGCGGACUCGUGUAUUGCACCGCUCGUGCACGCGCGUGAAGCUUGUAGUUCAUUCUCACCUCCGAAGCUCCUCACUUGCACUGCCGGUGAACCGGAAAGUUCCCUCAAAGGUCAAAACUUUACGUUGAAAUUGGCCGAAGCAGACGACGAUGAAAGCGAUUUCACUCUCCCAAUCGACAAAUAGACCCGUCAACAAUUUGAAACCAAACCCACCUCGUUUUUUUCGCCCAAUCCCCAGGAAAACCCUCCGAAUCCUCUCGCUCUCAGCCGAUCCAUCGGCAAACCAGCGAACCCACUGGGCGCGUGACUCCCACGCGCCGCCGCUCGUCGUGGUUGGGUCGGCGAAUGCCGAUAUCUACGUGGAGAUCGAGAGACUACCAAAAGAAGGGGAGACCAUCUCGGCGAGGACAGGACAGACCCUCGCCGGCGGAAAAGGCGCGAACCAGGCAGCGUGCGGGGCGAAGUUGCUGUAUCCGACGUUCUUCGUCGGCCGUCUCGGAGACGACGCGCACGGGAAGCUGAUCGAGGAGGCUUUGGGAGCCGGGUGUGGGGUCCAGCUGGACUAUGUCCGGUCGGGGACGGAGGCGCCGACGGGGCACGCGGUGGUGAUGCUGCAGCCGGACGGACAGAACUCGAUCAUCAUUGUCGGCGGGGGAAACAUGAGUUCAUGGUCGGAGAACCUGAGCGAAGAUGAUCUGGAGGUCGUGAGGAAUGCCGGGGUUGUUCUUCUUCAGAGGGAAAUCCCUGAUUUUGUGAACAUUCAAGUUGCAAAGGCUGCGAAGAAAGCAGGUGUUCCAGUCAUUCUCGAUGUCGGGGGAAUGGAUGCACCGAUACCUCAAGAACUGUUGGAUUCCAUCGAAAUCCUGAGCCCGAAUGAAACCGAGCUAGCUCGCCUGACCAGAAUGCCUACCGACACAUUCGAACAGAUUAGCCGAGCCGUCACAAAGUGCCAUGACUUGGGAGUUAAGCAAGUUCUAGUGAAACUCGGUUCUAAAGGAUCAGCCUUGUUCGUCCAAGGGCGAAAACCGAUCCAGCAACCUAUAAUCCCGGCCCCAGAAGUCGUCGAUACGACAGGGGCCGGCGAUACUUUCACCGCGGCCUUUGCAGUGGCUAUGGUCGAGGCCAAGUCUCCUGAACAAUGCUUAAGAUUUGCCGCCGCGGCUGCUUCCCUUUGUGUUCGAGUGAAGGGCGCAAUUCCCAGCAUGCCUGAUCGAUCAUCCGUUAUAAACCUUCUUGAAUCUGAGUAGCCGCCAUUAAUGGCGUUCUCAUUGAAAGCGACCUCCUUCCGUGGUUGCCGUCGUUUUCUCUUCAUGGGUUUUAUGAUUCGAUCUAGGGUUUUUGUUUUCUCUCACUCCAAUGUGGUUCUGACAUCAUCGUCUUAAGACAUCAUUAGAUCAGUUCCUCCUUACUGCAGCUUGCUAAUGCUCGUUUUACGCGUGGAAAA
This is a messenger RNA of Tarenaya hassleriana, 1492 nucleotides long. Its product is annotated as ribokinase. NCBI's taxonomy places the organism in Eukaryota, Viridiplantae, Streptophyta, Magnoliopsida, Brassicales, Cleomaceae. Gene Ontology annotation, molecular function: ribokinase activity. The record is from RefSeq and is a predicted model, not a curated record. The transcript has 5 exons. Bases 198 to 1295 code for a protein of 365 amino acids. Gene Ontology annotation, biological process: D-ribose metabolic process.